GGAAAUGUUUGUCACGUGUGUGAGAAGUCCUAGAGAGAACUGCACGUUGCUGUGUACGAUCGCGGGCUGCUGAGGCACCAUGUUUCUUCAAUACUAUUUAAACGAGCUAGGGGAUCGGGUGUACACUAUGAAGAAGGUGGAUCCUGAUGGGCAGCCGACAUCUUCUGCUCAUCCUGCACGGUUUUCCCCUGAUGAUAAAUAUUCCCGGCAUCGCGUCACUCUCAAGAAAAGAUUUGGUCUCCUCCUGACCCAGCAACCAAAACCUGUGAUGUGAGACCUCCUGGAACCGAUUAGAGACAACAACCCAUAAUUCAAGCCGACCAACUACAUGGAAAGUUUUCAUCAUGCUGCCUUAUUGUGUACAGACAUUUUCUGUUUAAACAUAAGGACAAAUAAUUACCGAUUGUUUUUUUUUAAUUGCUUUGGAAACCUGGUUAAGACCAAUGUAAUAUACUUGUGAUGCAAGACGAAUAAAGAAAUGUAGGCUUUUCUUAAUGUUCAUACCCCUGCCCCCCAUUUGUAAAUAAAAUAAUGUAUAAACACA
Bombina bombina (fire-bellied toad) is the source of this 544-nucleotide messenger RNA. RefSeq names its product NOP10 ribonucleoprotein (gene NOP10). Bases 80 to 274 code for a protein of 64 amino acids. Gene Ontology annotation, biological process: ribosome biogenesis; snRNA pseudouridine synthesis; rRNA pseudouridine synthesis. The transcript has 2 exons. Gene Ontology annotation, molecular function: telomerase RNA binding; box H/ACA snoRNA binding. The record is from RefSeq and is a predicted model, not a curated record. Gene Ontology annotation, cellular component: box H/ACA telomerase RNP complex; box H/ACA snoRNP complex. NCBI's taxonomy places the organism in Eukaryota, Metazoa, Chordata, Amphibia, Anura, Bombinatoridae.